AUGCAUAUUUCUGCCAUCCGGGAAGCCAGGAAUCUAGAAAUUUCCACUCUAAAGAAAUCAGAGAAGGCAUUUCAGCCAAAUCCAGAUAAAAAGGAUAGGAAGUUUCCACUUUUAUCUGCAGAGAAAAAGGAGCUAGACAAACGUUUCAGCACUAUUUCUCAGCGCGUUGAAUCGUUUUCCCCCGAGGAUGAAGGUAGGGAUGAUUACUUAUCUGAAGAGAAUGAUGAAAAUAAUGACCAUGUAACAGGCAGUCAGAUUUUGUUUAUCAUUCCAUUCUUGAGAUGCUAUAUGUGUACUGGAGGCUUGAGAAAUUGUCCCAAAUUUGGAGGUCAAAACAACUUGUGUAGGCAACCAUGCAUAAUUACAGAGUUGAAGCUGAUGGUGUCUUUUGAGCCAAUGGAUAUUUCUAGAUAUCAUAAGUGCAAUGGAAAACUAACGAAUUGA
Molecule: messenger RNA, 444 nt
Organism: Prunus armeniaca (apricot)
Lineage: Eukaryota; Viridiplantae; Streptophyta; Magnoliopsida; Rosales; Rosaceae
Source: the annotation of a GenBank genome assembly